Linum tenue is the source of this 2060-nucleotide messenger RNA. The record is from the annotation of a GenBank genome assembly. NCBI's taxonomy places the organism in Eukaryota, Viridiplantae, Streptophyta, Magnoliopsida, Malpighiales, Linaceae.
GCAUGUCCCCCUUUUCGCCUUGAAUCCCACGGUUAUUUUUUCUUCUUCUUCUUCCCCUUCUUUCCUUUCUCCCCCGCCAGCCGGCCGCCGCAGUCCUCUGUUUUCCUCCCUUUCUUUCUUUUGUCCGAUUGCUUGUGUACUGCGGUGGAAUUUGUCGGGUUUGCUUCAAUUGCUGCUGGCUUUGUGAUUGUUGUAACAGAAAAACCUCAAUUUCGCCCGACUGUUCAUCAAAGUUUGACUUUUUAGUCUUUCAGUUAGGCUAAGGAUAAUUGGGCGGCUGGAGGGGUUGGUUCUCCAGAUUCGCACGUAUGCUUCCCCAACUGCAGACAUGUCUGAACAUGGGGGGCGAAGGAUUUGGGAGUUCUUAGGGUUGGAGAGGGGGGUAAAGCUUUUGCAUGGCGUGAUUAGAUUGCUUAAAAGUUGAUUGCUUUGCAUCUAUAAUGGGAAAUUCUCACUAGGGUUGUGAAAUUUCAGGUGUCUUGAUGUACAAAAUUCUUGUGGAAUCGUAGUAGUUUCACGUAUCGGAUGUGUCAAUUGUGAGUUUAGUAGGCAUCUAGAGCUCAAUUUUGUAUGAAGAUUAGAGAAUGAAAACUUUUAUAUUACACCUCAAUUGUCUUUUGCAAAUGUUGGUGCUUUGCAGUUAUAUAUACAUCUGGGUUAGUUGCGAAAUCGGUAGCCGCCUGAAGUAGCAGAAGGAGGCAAUGCAGUCGAAACCUGGUGCUGGACAUAGCCUGCCACCAGAUUCACACGUUGUCCGUCCAUCGUAUGGAGUUCCUUCUGAACCGUGGUGGCGCGGUGUUGGAUAUCACUCUGUAGCUGCAGGCAUGCCCAUAGGAAAUGCCAAAAAUUCAACCGAGGGAUCUGAAUCAACUGAUGAUCAAUCUGUCUCGGAUGACAGAACAAACGAGGAAGAGGACAAUGAUGCUGCAAAAGAAUCACAAGCUACUGCAUCUUCUCGAUCAGUCGGGAAUCAUGGACAUGAGCAUCCCAAUCCGCAGAAUGUUCCUCCAGGCAUGACUACUACGGCUCUGGAUCAGACGCUCGCACAGCCUCCGCAAUUUGAACUCGUCGGUCACUCUAUUACAUGUGCACCAAACCCCUAUCAGGAUCCAUACUACAGUGGAAUGAUGGCAGCUUAUGCACAGCAGCCGUUGGGCUACCCUCAUCUUGUUGGAGUUCCCCAGACUAGAAUGCCGUUGCCCCUUGAGAUGGCCCAGGAACCUGUUUACGUGAAUGCGAAACAGUACCAAGGUAUUUUGAGGCGAAGACAGGCCCGAGCGAAAGCAGAAGUCGAGAAAAAGCUCAUUAAACCGUAUCUCCACGAAUCCCGACAUAAACAUGCAAUGAGGAGGGCGCGUGGUGCUGGAGGACGUUUCGCCAAGAAAACCGGGCUGAAUAAUGCUUCAAACAGCUCAGCUGCUGAGAUCAGGAGAAGCGGCUCCGGUCCUGCCCCCUCAUCUCAAUCUGGGGGAUCGUCUGGUUCUGAGCCACUGCUAUCCAGCGAAACUUGGAACUCGUCCAAAGGUCAUCAACACGAGGGCAGAGUCCACCACCCCCAAGGUCGCUUUGAGGGUCACCAAUACAGAAACAUAGACGGCGGUGGGCAUGGUGGAGAGGAUGGAGACUGUUCGAUCCAGCACCGUGGGAGCAUCUCGAGUCGGGCUUCUCAGAGGUCUGUUGCAAUCCAGUGACCACCUCAGGCAGACCAGAUGUGGAGGCAAAUCAUCCUUGGCUUUUGUGCGUGUGUGCUUGUGUGGGCUCUCAUGGGGUUUGCUUUGGUUGAAGCAGACUAGGGAAAGAAAGCUUUCUUUUAGGUUGUUGGCUUUCCUUUACCAGUAGUUGAUUCUGCUGUUGAGCUCAAGAGUCUACUUUUUUUGGAUUUCUCCUCUUGCUGUGUGUACAUACCAACUAAGCAAUAAACCUCUAGGGGGAUGGAUAUAUCAUAUAUGAUUGAACAGAUAGUUAAAAGUUUUUAUGUGGAAACUAUCAGUCAUGUUUUACUACAACAAUCAAAACUUUCUGUUUCUGGCUUCAUUUGGGAGUUUGAUUGCAUAUAUGAU